Aegilops tauschii subsp. strangulata is the source of this 435-nucleotide messenger RNA. RefSeq lists its product as uncharacterized. The record is from RefSeq and is a predicted model, not a curated record. Lineage: Eukaryota; Viridiplantae; Streptophyta; Magnoliopsida; Poales; Poaceae.
AUGGCAGGUUCUCACGAUGAUAUCAACGUGUUGCAGCGCUCUCCAGUCUUCGCAAGUCUUGCAGAAGGCCACUCCCCACCUGUCAACUUUGAGAUCAACGGCCGCCAAUACAACAAGGGAUACUAUCUAGCUGAUGGUAUAUAUCCUCAGUGGUCGACUUUUGUGAAGACAAUCUCGAACCCCCAAGGGAAGCCUUGGGAGGUGAUGACUGCUUGUGUGAUCAUGCACAACAUGAUCGUCGAGGACGAGCGUGAUGACAGAAUCUUCGACCAAGGAUUUGAUUAUCAAGGUGAAAAUGUUGAGCCCCUGCACCAAGAACCGGCCAUGUUUGAACAGUUUGUCCAAUUCCAUCAUGAGCUGCGUGAUUGGUACAUUCAUUUGGAUCUUCAAAAUGACAUGGUUGAGCACAUGUGGGAUCACAUUGACAACCAAUAG